AGGUGCGUUUCAGAAAGGUAGGUCAACUCUUCAAUAUUUUAACCCCCUAUUGUUUCCAGAUUACUUAUGCUUGAGGAUCCAGACUCGUUCAAAGCUAUCAAAUCGCAUCUUAGCAGCAAGACGUUACAGGACAUUGAGGGCUUGGAUCCUUCUCUUUAUGGAUUUGGUCGGGAGGAAUGUUGCGGCUCCAUACCGGAGUCGUUACCUAACAGCAUGAAGAUGGAUAAAGAGCACGUAAUGCUAGCCUCUACCAUGCCCUUUACGCAGUGGAGCAAACUCACCGACAACGUUCCCCACUAUACUGAACUCCACCGGAGUCUUCAAAAGGACAGCCCCAGGGCGUCAUUGACGGUUUGUGAAACCAAUGACGACGAGUGCGUGCUGCGCUUCCGCACCAAUCCGAACACGGGGUGUUUCGAGAUCACGCAGUACAGCAUCUCCGAUCCUGUCAGCACGCCGUGGACGGAAAAGGGGACCCUCCAGGUUGACCGCACCGACGAAUGCUUCAUCUUUGUGUGCUCGCACCUCAGCCGUGAUAAGCGCUGCGGGUACUGUGGGGCAGUUUUAGUGGACCUGCUACGUCAGGCUGUGCUACGGAAGAUGGGCGAGGAUGGGGCAAAGCGAGUCUCCGUGCUCCCAUGCGCACAUAUAGGUGGCCACAUUUACGCAGGCAACGUUAUUCUGUAUCGAAAAAGCGGUGGGGUUGCGUUUGGCCUCUUUAAACCUUCAGAUGUGGACACGCUGGUAGAUGCUGUUGCCUCAGGUACCGAUGAAAUACCCGAGUCCCUACGGCCGCGCAUCCGCGGCCAAUUAUAUAGUAACAUACCCGUAACAAAAGAAAGUAACCAGAAGUGUGCUAUUAUGUGA
Molecule: messenger RNA, 867 nt
Organism: Phytomonas sp. EM1
Lineage: Eukaryota; Euglenozoa; Kinetoplastea; Trypanosomatida; Trypanosomatidae
Source: the annotation of a GenBank genome assembly